AUCUUCCGCACAUUUAUCCUCCGUAUAGCAGUGAAGCAGCGCCCUGGAAAAACGCUACUUUCAUGGUCUUGGUUCAUCUGAGGUGUGUCAUCCUGCUUUUGCACCGCCCACCCUUCCCGUUUUACACGGGGAGCCUGGAUUUUUUUUUUUUCGUCAGACUGUUGGACGGGAACGGAUUCUAGUGUGACAGCUUGGCACUUCCCUUCUGUUCGGUGCCGGUAGCUGCUUGUCAUGAAGAUGGUACAGUGGGAACCUGUGUCUGAAGAGCCAAGGAAGCUGAUGUGGAGAUGGAGUAGAGGUUGUUAGACAUCUGAACGUCCACACCUUGGGGAUGGGAUGCACCACCAGUGUCAUUCUCUUCAGAGGCAUCCGCACCGUUUUCGAGAGGAACUGUGCCUACAUGUGCAAGCAGCAAGGGGAAAGUAAUGCCCUUGAAUAUCCAGCAUACAGUUGGUCCAGAGAAGACUCAGAAGUAUUGAUCUCCUCCUGCCUGGCAAAGCCAAAGCUGAUCGAGCCCCUUGACUACGAAAAUGUCAUCGUGCAGAAGAAGACCCAGAUCCUGAAUGACUGUCUGCGGGAGAUGCUCCUCUUCCCUUACGAUGACUUCCAGACAGCCAUCCUGAGGCGGCAGGGGCAGUACAUGCGCUCCACGGUUCCCGUGAACGCAGAGGAGGAGGCCCAGAGCUUAUUUGUCACUGAGUGCAUCAAAACCUACAACUCCGACUGGCAUCUCGUGACGUACAAAUAUGAAGAUUACUCAGGAGAGUUUCGGCAGCUUCCGAGCAAAGUGGCCAAGUUGGAUAAACUUCCAGUCCAUGUCUAUGAAGUUGAUGAAGAGGCGGACAAAGACGAGGAUGCUGCCUCCCUCGGGUCUCAGAAGGGCGGGAUCACCAAGCAAGGCUGGCUGUACAAAGGCAACAUGAACAGUGCGAUCAGCGUGACCAUGAGGUCAUUUAAGCGGCGGUUUUUCCACCUGAUUCAACUUGGUGAUGGAUCCUACAAUCUAAAUUUUUAUAAAGAUGAAAAGAUCUCCAAGGAACCCAAAGGAUCCAUAUUCCUAGAUUCCUGCAUGGGCGUGAUUCAAAACAACAGAGUCAGGCGCUUUGCCUUCGAGCUCAAGAUGCAGGACAAAAGCAGCUAUCUUCUGGCAGCAGAUAGUGAGGCGGAGAUGGAGGAGUGGGUCACCGUUCUCAACAAGAUCCUCCAGCUCAACUUUGAAGCUGCAAUGCAAGAAAAGCGGAAUGGGGACUCUCAUGAAGAUGACGAACAAAGCAAACUAGAAGGUUCCGGUUCCGGUUUGGAUAGCUACCUGCCUGAACUUGCUAAGAGCACCAGAGAAGCAGAAAUCAAGCUGAAAAGCGAGAGCAGAGUGAAGCUUUUUUACCUGGACCCAGAUGCCCAGAAACUGGACUUCUCACCCAUGGAGCCGGAAGUGAAGCCGUUUGCAGAGAAGUUUGGGAAAAGAAUUCUCGUAAAGUGCAAUGAUCUGUCUUUCAAUCUCCAGUGCUGCGUCGCUGAAAACGAGGAAGGACCCACUACAAAUGUCGAGCCUUUCUUUGUCACCCUGUCCCUGUUUGACAUAAAAUACAACCGGAAGAUUUCCGCUGACUUCCACGUAGACCUGAACCAUUUCUCAGUGCGGCAGAUGCUGGUCCCCACGUCCCCGGCCCUGAUGAACGGUGGUCAGAGCCCGCCUGCCUUCCAGGAUGCGCUUCAGGCCACAGCCAUGCAGUAUCCAAAGCAGGGGAUAUUUUCAGUCACGUGUCCUCAUCCAGACAUAUUCCUGGUGGCCAGAAUUGAGAAGGUCCUCCAGGGGAGCAUCGCGCACUGUGCUGAGCCGUACAUGAAGAGCUCCGACUCCUCCAAGGUUGCCCAGAAGGUGCUGAAGAAUGCCAAACAGGCAUGUCAAAGACUGGGACAGUACAGAAUGCCGUUCGCUUGGGCAGCGAGGACGUUGUUCAAGGAUACAUCUGGAAACCUGGACAAAAAUGCCAGAUUUUCUGCUGUCUAUCGGCAGGACAGCAACAAGCUUUCAAACGAUGACAUGCUCAAGCUACUCGCAGACUUCCGGAAACCUGAGAAGAUGGCCAAACUUCCAGUGAUUUUGGGCAAUCUAGACAUUACGAUUGACAAUGUCUCCUCUGACUGCCCUAAUUAUCUCAAUUCAUCGUACGUUCCCAUGAGGCAAUUCGAAACCUGUAGUAAAUCUCCGCUCACGUUUGAAGUGGAGGAGUUUGUGCCCUGCAUCCCCAAACACACCCAGCCUUACACUGUCUACAGCAAUCACCUUUACGUGUACCCGAAGUACUUGAAAUACGACAGUCAGAAGUCUUUCGCCAAGGCCAGAAAUAUUGCUAUUUGCAUUGAGUUUAAAGACUCUGAUGAAGAAGACUCUCAACCCCUGAAGUGCAUUUACGGCAGACCUGGGGGCCCCGUGUUCACAAGAAGUGCCCUGGCCGCAGUUCUGCACCAUCAACAAAACCCAGAAUUCUAUGACGAGAUCAAGAUAGAGUUGCCGACCCAGCUCCAUGAAAAACACCAUUUGCUCUUCACGUUCUUCCACGUCAGCUGCGAUAACUCCACUAAAGGGAGCACAAAGAAGAAAGACGCGGUAGAAACGCAAGUUGGCUACUCCUGGCUUCCCCUCCUGAAGGACGGAAGGGUGGUGACAAGUGAACAGCACAUCCCUGUCUCGGCUAAUCUUCCGUCCGGCUACCUUGGCUACCAGGAGCUCGGCAUGGGCAGGCAUUAUGGUCCAGAAAUUAAGUGGGUGGAAGGUGGCAAGCCUCUGCUGAAGGUCUCCACUCACCUUGUCUCCACGGUGUACACUCAGGAUCAGCAUCUACAUAAUUUCUUCCAGUACUGUCAGAAAACAGAAUCUGGAGCCCAAGCCUCAGGGAGCGAACUUGUAAAAUACCUUAAGAGUCUGCAUGCAAUGGAAGGCCAUGUGAUGAUCGCCUUCCUGCCCACCAUCCUAAACCAGCUGUUCCGAGUCCUCACCAGAGCCACCCAGGAGGAGGUUGCAGUGAAUGUGACUCGGGUCAUUAUUCAUGUGGUUGCCCAGUGCCAUGAGGAAGGAUUGGAGAGCCACUUGAGGUCAUAUGUUAAGUUUGCCUAUAAGGCUGAGCCAUACGUUGCAUCUGAAUAUAAGACGGUGCAUGAGGAGCUGACCAAAUCCAUGACCACCAUUCUCAAGCCUUCUGCCGACUUCCUCACCAGCAACAAACUUCUGAAGUACUCGUGGUUUUUCUUUGAUGUGCUGAUAAAAUCCAUGGCUCAGCAUCUGAUAGAAAACAACAAAGUUAAGUUACUACGAAACCAGAGAUUUCCAGCCUCCUACCAUCAUGCGGUGGAGACCGUGGUGAACAUGCUGAUGCCACACAUCACACAGAAGUUUCGAGAUAACCCAGAGGCGUCUAAGAAUGCCAAUCAUAGCCUCGCUGUGUUCAUCAAGAGAUGCUUCACCUUCAUGGACAGGGGCUUCGUCUUCAAGCAGAUCAACAACUACAUCAGCUGCUUUGCUCCUGGAGAUCCGAAGACUCUCUUUGAGUACAAAUUUGAGUUUCUCCGCGUUGUGUGCAACCAUGAACACUAUAUCCCUUUGAACUUGCCGAUGCCGUUUGGAAAAGGCAGGAUUCAGAGAUACCAAGAUCUCCAGCUCGACUACUCCUUAACGGAUGAAUUCUGCAGAAACCACUUCUUGGUGGGAUUGUUGCUCAGGGAGGUGGGCACUGCCCUCCAGGAGUUCCGGGAGGUCCGCGUCAUUGCGGUCAGCAUGCUCAAGAACCUGCUGAUAAAGCAUUCCUUUGAUGACAGAUACGCUUCGAGGAGUCACCAGGCAAGGAUAGCCAGUCUCUACCUGCCUCUGUUCGGGCUGCUCAUCGAAAACGUGCAGCGGAUCAACGUGAGGGACGUGUCCCCCUUCCCUACAAACCCGGGCAAUAUUGUGAAGGAUGAGCCCCUUGCUGUGCCAGCCGGGAAUCCACUCAUGACGCCACAGAAGGGAAAUACCCUUGACCACAGCCUGCACAAAGACCUCCUGGGUGCCAUCUCCGGCAUUGCAUCUCCAUACACAGCCUCGACCCCCAACAUCAACAGUGUGAGGAACGCCGACUCAAGAGGUUCUCUCAUCAGCACAGACUCCGGGAACAGCCUUCCGGAAAGGAACCCCGAAAAGAGCAAUUCCCUGGAUAAGCACCAGCCGAGCGGCACGCUGGGAAAUCCUGUGGUUCGCUGUGACAAACUGGACCAGUCCGAGAUCAAGAGCCUGCUCAUGUGUUUCCUGUAUGUGCUGAAGAGCAUGUCUGACGAUGCGCUGUUCACGUACUGGAACAAGGCUUCGACCGCCGAGCUGAUGGAUUUCUUUACCAUAUCUGAGGUCUGCUUGCACCAGUUCCAGUACAUGGGGAAGCGCUACAUAGCCAGAACAGGAAUGAUGCAUGCCAGAUUGCAGCAGCUGGGCAGCCUGGAUAACUCUGUCACUUUUAACCACAGCUAUGGCCACUCGGAGGCUGAUGUCCUGCACCAGUCGCUUCUCGAAGCCAACAUUGCUACAGAGGUUUGCCUCACCACUCUGGACACGCUCUCUCUGUUCACGCUGGCUUUUAAGAACCAGCUCUUGGCUGACCACGGACAUAAUCCUCUCAUGAAGAAAGUUUUUGACGUCUACCUGUGUUUUCUUCAAAAGCACCAGUCAGAAAUGGCUUUAAAAAAUGUCUUUACUGCCUUAAGGUCCUUGAUUUACAAGUUCCCCUCGACCUUCUACGAGGGGCGAGCGGACAUGUGCGCCUCACUGUGCUACGAGGUGCUCAAGUGCUGUAACUCCAAGCUCGGCUCCAUCCGGACCGACGCGUCCCAGCUGCUCUACUUCCUGAUGCGGAACAACUUUGACUACACCGGGAAGAAGUCCUUUGUCCGGACACACUUACAGGUCAUCAUUUCUGUCAGCCAACUGAUUGCAGACGUGGUUGGCAUUGGAGGGACUAGAUUCCAGCAGUCCUUGUCCAUUGUCAACAACUGUGCCAACAGCGACCGGCUCAUCAAGCACACCAGCUUCGCCUCUGAUGUGAAAGAUUUGACCAAGAGGAUCCGCACGGUCCUGAUGGCCACAGCGCAGAUGAAGGAGCAUGAGAACGACCCCGAGAUGCUGGUGGACCUCCAGUACAGCCUGGCCAAGUCCUACGCCAGUACCCCCGAGCUCAGAAAGACGUGGCUGGACAGCAUGGCGAGGAUCCAUGUGAAAAAUGGGGACCUUUCCGAGGCGGCCAUGUGCUACGUCCACGUAACAGCCUUGGUGGCAGAGUAUCUCACACGGAAAGGCAUGUUCAGACAGGGAUGUACCGCCUUCCGGGUCAUCACGCCAAACAUCGACGAAGAGGCUUCCAUGAUGGAAGACGUUGGGAUGCAGGAUGUCCAUUUCAAUGAGGAUGUACUGAUGGAGCUGCUGGAGCAGUGUGCGGACGGACUUUGGAAGGCCGAGCGCUAUGAGCUGAUCGCUGACAUCUACAAGCUCAUCAUCCCCAUUUAUGAAAAGCGGAGGGAUUUCGAGAGACUAGCCCACCUGUAUGACACGCUACACCGGGCGUACAGCAAAGUGACCGAGGUCAUGCACUCAGGCCGCAGGCUCCUGGGGACCUACUUCCGGGUGGCCUUCUUUGGACAGCAAUACCAGUUUACAGACAGUGCAACAGACGUGGAGGGUUUCUUUGAAGAUGAAGAUGGCAAGGAGUAUAUCUACAAAGAACCCAAGCUCACGCCUCUGUCGGAGAUUUCCCAGAGGCUCCUUAAGCUUUACUCGGAUAAAUUUGGUUCGGAAAAUGUCAAAAUGAUACAGGAUUCUGGAAAGGUUAACCCGAAGGACCUGGAUUCCAAGUUUGCUUACAUCCAGGUGACCCACGUGACCCCGUUCUUUGACGAGAAGGAGUUACAGGAGAGGAGAACGGAGUUUGAGAGAUGCCACAACAUCCGGCGUUUCAUGUUCGAGAUGCCCUUCACCCAGACUGGAAAGAGGCAGGGCGGGGUGGAGGAGCAGUGCAAACGGCGCACCAUCCUGACAGCAAUACACUGCUUCCCCUAUGUGAAGAAGCGGAUCCCGGUCAUGUACCAGCACCACACUGACCUGAACCCCAUUGAGGUGGCCAUCGAUGAAAUGAGCAAGAAGGUGGCCGAGCUCCGCCAGCUGUGCUCCUCGGUGGAAGUGGACAUGAUCAAACUGCAGCUCAAACUCCAGGGCAGUGUGAGCGUUCAGGUCAACGCUGGUCCACUAGCAUAUGCCCGGGCCUUCCUCGACGACACCAACACUAAAAGAUACCCCGACAACAAGGUGAAACUGCUGAAGGAAGUUUUCAGGCAAUUUGUGGAGGCCUGUGGUCAGGCUCUCGCAGUGAAUGAACGUCUGAUUAAAGAAGACCAGCUGGAGUACCAGGAGGAGAUGAAAGCCAACUACAGGGAAAUGGCAAAGGAGCUCUCCGACAUCAUGCGUGAGCAGAUUUGCCCCCUGGAGGAGAAGACAAGCGUCCUGCCAAACUCCCUGCACAUCUUCAACGCCAUCAGUGGGACGCCCACGAGCACAGUGGUUCAGGGGUUGACCAGCUCGUCCUCGAUCGUGUGAUUUUACCUCAUGAACCAUGUAUGGGGACAUGCUUUGUCAUGUACAAACUCAGGAUGACUUCCAGAGCUAAUCACUGGCAUGGCCGAGCACAGGAGGAAGCCAUGGGGACCCGGAGAGAGAGGGAGCCUGGACUGUGGUAUUCCGUAGCAGAUUUUAUAGGAGUCGGGGGAAGGCGCACAUAUUUUUUUAAAUCUCACUGGCAAUAUUUAGUUUUCCUCGUGUCUUAACAGGAGUGUGAGGUGGGCGCUCUUAAGCUGCCCCUCAGCUUUAUCCUUUUUACAGCGUAGUAUUAAGUGACCUAAAGGAGAAGUGUUCUAGGAGCGUCCGUGGCGGACGCAGCAGCACUGAAACUGAGUCUGGGAACUAAGCUGGAAAAAUCUUGAAAAUAUUUUUUUCCUGUGGCACAUUCAGGUUGAGUACAAGAACUAUUUUUGUGUCUAGUUUUUGAUGACGGAAGGGGACUGGCGAUUGUAACUUUUGUACUUGCGAACGAGGAGACGUGGAGCCUUUAUGUUCCUGCCUUGUGUUGGAACCGUGAGAGCUGACAAAGCUGUACGUGAGCCCAAGCCUAGUGGAGCAGCGUAGAACCAAAGGCCCGUGCUAACAAACACACUACGCUAAACCCUGAAGCCCAGUGUACAGACGGUUAAUGCAGCCUCCUCGCUGUGUUCAUGCACAUACACAUUUCUACAUUUUUAAUAGAUCCGCUUCCAUGGUGUUCAUCUGUGACCCAUUCGCGCUGUUCUCGGUAUAUGCAAAUACAUUGUACUUUACUGUUGUACCCUUGUACAUAAGACGUGCAAUAUGGAGAUGUAUACAGUCUUUGCUGUGGUAGGUUUAUAAACUGGUAAAAAAGUUUUCAUCCUUUUGCCAAAGGUGGAGUAUGCGGUUGGUGAACCCUAAAUCCUGCGGCGAGUUGGGGGAUAAUUUAAGGUUUUCACCAGGUUAUAUUUUCUCUUAAGACUUUAAUUUAGUAAUUUUAUAUUUGGAAAAAAAUAAAGGUUUUUAAUUUAACUGGAA
Messenger RNA from Chionomys nivalis (European snow vole), 7630 nucleotides. It is a transcript of the gene Dock9, whose product is annotated as dedicator of cytokinesis 9. Gene Ontology annotation, biological process: positive regulation of GTPase activity; small GTPase-mediated signal transduction. The coding region runs from base 332 to 6610 and encodes 2092 amino acids. The transcript is spliced from 54 exons. NCBI's taxonomy places the organism in Eukaryota, Metazoa, Chordata, Mammalia, Rodentia, Cricetidae. The record is from RefSeq and is a predicted model, not a curated record. Gene Ontology annotation, molecular function: guanyl-nucleotide exchange factor activity.